Pyricularia pennisetigena is the source of this 1203-nucleotide messenger RNA. RefSeq lists its product as uncharacterized. The coding region runs from base 1 to 1203 and encodes 400 amino acids. The record is from RefSeq and is a predicted model, not a curated record. Gene Ontology annotation, biological process: C-terminal protein methylation. Gene Ontology annotation, cellular component: membrane; endoplasmic reticulum. Gene Ontology annotation, molecular function: protein C-terminal S-isoprenylcysteine carboxyl O-methyltransferase activity. NCBI's taxonomy places the organism in Eukaryota, Fungi, Ascomycota, Sordariomycetes, Magnaporthales, Pyriculariaceae. The transcript is spliced from 2 exons.
AUGGAUGAUGAAACGUCUGGUCAGCGAAGGAGGCGAGUUGGCCAUCCUCAAAGUGCAAUCGCUGGCCUUGUUAAGAUGGAAGAUGGCAAUAGGCCGGGGGACAACACGGACGUCAAUAUGCUGCUGUCUCCUUCCCCUACCAGUUUAUCCUCGUGCCAACCGCCACCCAAAAAGCUGAGCAUCAGGGUGCCGGCCUGCUUUGUUGAUGCAACUGCAGUAAAUGGAAAAGGUCAUGACACCAGACACAUCUCGUGGGCGGUUGGCAGCGGCGUCGAGUGCUCUGCGGCAGGUUCGUCGUCACAACCCACCCGCAGACGCCGCUCGAGGCAGUUCUUCGCACCGCCAACCCCCUCGCCCAUCAACGUCAACGGCGCUGGUCCUGCUCACACCACAGGUCACAAGAACCACGAGCCAAUGACAAAGACUGACCUGACUCUUCCUGUCCUCAGCCCCGUCGCCCAGUCCGCUUCGGCCGAAAACUCACCCGUCCAUCCUUAUAUGCCAGGCCAGCCCAAGUCUCUCGCCGGCAUUGCUACCCGCGCCUUUUGCCUGGGCGCCGUCCUCGCAGUCUCUGUUGUGUCUGCCAUCUCCAUUCUGCUUUUGACCUCGAGCCCACUUUGGCGCCUUCCCUUCUUUACCGGCGCCCUGGCCACACACCACUUCCUCGAGUUCUGGACCACCGCUGCCUACAACACUCCGACGGCCAACGUCGACAGCUACCUCUUGACAGCCAACUGGCCCAUGCAGACCAUUGCGUACGCAUUCGCCGCACUCGAGUGUCUGCUGGUUUGCCUCGUAUCCCCGAAUCGCGCCUGGGCCCCACUGCACACAGGCCCGCUGCUGCUGCUGCUGGGCCUCAUCCUCGCGGGAGUUGGCCAGCUCAUCAGGUCUGCAGCCAUGAUCCAGGCCGGUCUGUCUUUUAAUCACAUCGUUCAGCAGGCGAGGGGGCCGCAGCACCAUCUCGUCACGACGGGAAUUUAUGCCAAGCUCCGUCACCCAAGUUACUUUGGUUACUUCUACUGGGCUCUGGGUACACAGCUCGUGCUAGGAAAUCUCGUCAGCACAAUUGCGUACAGUUUUGUCUUGUACCGUUUCUUCUCACGACGCAUUCGGCAUGAAGAGGAAACCCUUGUGAGGUUCUUUGGAGAGGAGUACAACGAUUACAAGAGAACGGUUGGGACCAAGAUUCCUUUUAUACCAUGA